Molecule: messenger RNA, 2093 nt
Organism: Rotaria sp. Silwood1
Lineage: Eukaryota; Metazoa; Rotifera; Eurotatoria; Philodinida; Philodinidae
Source: the annotation of a GenBank genome assembly
AUGGGCAACAUAUCACUAGUUCAAAACAUCGAAGAUGAAAAAUCUGUAAGCACAAUUAAUGAUAAACAUAAACAAAUUGUCACACUUAUUUGGUUUGAACAAAAUAUUAAAUUAAGUCAAGAUACUAAAAAAAUAGAACAAACACUACGUGAUAUUAAUGAUUAUGUUAUUUUUUCUACUGGUCUUGAACAAUGUAUUACAUCUAUCGAAUCAAUGCAUAAAGAAAAAAUCUUUUUAAUUACAUUAGGAUCAAAAACAUUAGAAAUUUUACCUCGAGUUUCUUCUCUUCGUCAAAUUGAUUCAAUUUUCAUCUUCAAUAUCGAAAAAGAUCGCAAUGAAUAUUUAUUAAAAGAAUAUCCAAAAAUUAUUGGAAUUUAUAUGAAUCUUGAUGAUUUAUGUAAAUCAAUAAAAGAACAAAUUGAUAUUGUCAAUAGACAAAUACAUUCGUUCUCCUUUUUUGAUCAAAAUCAAAAAUUAACUGAAGAUUUAUUAAAAGAGUCAGCAGAAUUUCUUUGGUUUCAAUUAUUUAAUUACAUGCUUUCUACUCUUUCACGAGAUCAACAAGCUAAACAACAAAUGAUUCAAAUAUGUAAAGAUUAUUAUCAUGGAAAUACAAAAGAAAUAGAAUUAAUUCAUCAAUUUGAGCAAAACUAUCGAUCAAAAGAUGCACUUCUUUGGUAUUCAAAACGAACAUUUAUUUAUAAAUUAAUUAAUAAAGCUUUAAGAACAAAAGAUAUUGAUUUAUUAUAUAAACUUCGAUCUUUUAUUGAUGAUUUAUCGGAAAAUCUUCAACGUGAACAUGAGAAAAUUUUAUUAUCAAACGAAAACACUUUAAAUGUUUAUCGAGGAGUUAAAAUUCAAAAAGAAGAAUUUAACAAACUAAAAGAAUAUCAAGGAAAACUUAUUUCAACAAAUGGAUAUUUAUCAACUAGUCGACUAAAAUCAUAUGCAUCAAGUUUUGCUCAAAAACCAAUAAAAAGAACUGAUCUUGUUUCUGUUCUUUUUCAUAUUCAAUGUAAUAUUAAACAUAUUGAUAAAAAUAUUACUUUUGCUGAUAUUGAUCAAUAUAGUGAUAAUCCAUAUGAACAAGAAGUUUUAUUUGACUUAAAUGCUUGUUUUCAAAUUGAGUCUGUGCAAGAAAAUGAAUCCGUACAUAUAAUAAAAAUGAAUCUUUCAAAUGAAGGACAAAAAAUUACUAAAGAUUAUAUUGAAUUAACACAAAAACAAACAGAAGAAAUAAGUAUUUCGAUUGUUUUUGGAAGAUUAUUGUGUGAUUUAGGUGAAUAUGAUAAAUCACAAAAAUAUUUUCAAUAUUUAUUCAACAGUUCUCAAAAUGAAGAUCGUUCUUGGAUUGAAUUUAAUAUUGGUCGAGCUCUUUAUUGUAAAGAUGAGUGGAAUGAAGCCCGAGAAUACUAUGAUCGUGCAUAUGAUCGAAUGAUAAAGAGUAAACCAGCACGAGUGAAAGAUUCUGCUCGUGUUCUCAAUAAUAUCGGUGUUAUUCUUGAUAAUCAAGGAAAAUACGAUGAAGCUCUUGAUUAUUAUCAACGAGCAUUGAAAAUUCGAGAGGAAUUUUAUCCAUCGAAUCAUGUUGAUAUUGCUACAAGCUUCGAAAAUAUUGGCAUUAUUCUCUUUAAACAAAAAAAGUACGAGCAAGCUCUUGAUUAUCAUAAACGAGCAUUGGAAAUUCAACAGAAACUUGAUUCAUCUGCUCAUAUCAACAUUGCUACAAGUCUCAAUUACAUUGGUAUCAUUCUCCGUAAUCAAAGGAAAUAUGAUGAAGCUCUCGAUUGUAAUCAACAAGCGUUGAAAAUUCAACAGAUACUUUAUCCAUCUGGUCAUAUUAAAAUGGCUUAUAGCCUCAACAAUAUUGGUAUUAUUCUUUAUGAUCAAGAAAAAUAUGAUGAAUCUCUUGAUUAUUUUCAGCAAGCAUUGAAAAUUCGAGAGAAAUUUUACCCAUCUAGUCAUGAAGCAAUUGCUAUAAACCUCAACAACAUUGGUAUGGUUCUCCGUCAUCAAAGAAAAUACGAUGAAGCUCUAAAUUAUCACCAAAGAGCAUUGAAAAUUCUACAGAAAUUGUAUCCCACUGGUCAUGA